Porites lobata is the source of this 4809-nucleotide messenger RNA. The record is from the annotation of a GenBank genome assembly. Lineage: Eukaryota; Metazoa; Cnidaria; Anthozoa; Scleractinia; Poritidae.
AUGUCUGGGGGCAUCGAAGCUCUACAGUUAAAGGAAGAAGAUGUUACAAAGCUACUUGCUGCUGGAGUCCAUCUGGGUUCCAGCAAUGUGGACUAUCAAAUGGAAAGUUACGUUUUCAAACGAAAACCUGAUGGUAAGAAAAACUUGUGCAAGUGAUUGAUGUUUUUGUUCCAUGCACAUAAUCAGAGUGGAUAAUAUACAGAGUCUCACAAGCUUGUAGGUUGAAAAAGUAUCAUACCAUGCCACCUAGUUAAAAUUGAUGUACAAAUAAUUUGUAAUAAUUAUUAUUGCAUUGGUUAGGUUCUAAGGCAUUGUGUCAGUACUGUGUUUGUUGCCCAGUCUCUUGAAGAUUUAAGCCUAGUAUGUUAUGCAACUGGGUAAGUACUGAAAAUGAAUUUAAUAGAAGAGUUAUUUUAAUACUUUUCCUAGGUGUUCACAUCAUCAAUUUAAGAAAGACUUGGGAGAAGCUGCUCCUUGCAGCUCGUAUCAUAGUGGGCAUUGAGAAUCCUGCUGAUGUGUGUGUGAUUUCUGCCAGGCCUUAUGGACAGGUAAAUUUAGAACAUUACACAGGGUUGGUACAGUGUCUUGAAUUCUUGAAAAAAGUCUUGAAAUUUGCGCAAAAAUUUUCCAGACCUGGAAAAAGUCUGGAAAAUGUAGUUUAAGUGUGGAAAAAUGGCAAAAAGUCCAGAAUUUUUUUUUCAAAGCUCUAACAAGUACUUUGGAAGAGAAAUUUUUUUCUUUUUGGUCAAAUCUUAUUCAAUCUCGGCCGUAUGUUUGCAGCACACCAUGAAAAUAGCUUUGUUCCCUGUGUUUUUAAGGUCUCUAUUGAUCACCCAUUUGAUAACCUUGGUCUAGAAAAAUAAAUUAUUGUUUUGAAAAAAGUCGGGAAAAAGUCUUGAAUUCUGGAUCCUAAAAUCUGUAUGAACCCUGAUUACAGUGCUUACUCAAUUGGUGAUUGGCCUAAGUCUGGUGUUAGUCAUAGAUUUUGUAGCAUUAUCCUCAUAGUGAGGGUAACUCAUAUGAAGAAUGGACUGUUUCUGGUUUCAUGUACUGUAAAACAUGAGUAGAUGGCGUUCAUGAGACGAUCUUUAGAUGGUGCAAACCAACAAGUAUUUUUUGAGGUUGCUUAAAUACUUGUCGGUGAAGUCAGUGUCUGUGUCUUGGUUUAAUUCUUUUCUUGGUUACCUUUAAUUUGCAUUUGUUUUAAACUGAUUAACAUAGAUCUAUGUUGUGCUUCAUUUUUAUCGUUGGUUUAAAUUUUAUUUUCCAUUGUUUCUGACUCAUUAAUAUGGUAAUGUAUGAUAAUGAGCCUGAAACAAUUAUCCAUGAACAAAAGAGAAUAAAAUUUAAACCAAGGAUAAAAUUGAACCACAACAUAGAUGACCACAUUGUAUACAAAGACGAAGAGAAAAAAAGCCAAGCUGGAUAAAAUUACAACAGGACCAUUAAUUCCUGCCUUUCAAAGUGUUUGUGAGGGGGAUCUUCAAGAUUUCGUUCACAUCUUGGGCAUUAUGAAGAAGUAUUUAAAAUGGUCAGUUUAAGUCUUGUUGAUAAUGUAUCUUUGAUAACAGAAACACAAGAAAUUGGGUUCAUCAACUGAAUUGAUAAGGCAGAUUAGCCAAUGACUCUAGGGGAUCUCAAUCCCCCUAUGGUGGCCAACAAGCCAUUUUGGGGUAAACGAACUAAUGUUGUGUUAUGUUGGUAUUUGAUAGCGUGCUAUUCUAAAGUUUGCAAGCCACACUGGAGCUACAGCUGUGGCGGGACGCUUCACGCCGGGUACCUUUACCAAUCAAAUUCAGGCAGCUUUCAAGGAACCACGACUGCUUGUUGUUUGUGACCCACGCACUGACCAACAGGUAAAAAACAUUCAAAUUCAUAGAAGGCAGUUAACAUCAAGUUAAUUAUGCCUUUAUUUAGAACUGAUUUCUUCCUUUUCGUUUAAUUAUGGGUUUUGAGUACCUUUUGUUUAAAUUUUUAAUGGCACUUAAUUUUGCAAUUUCAAAAAAUUUUCCAAGACUCCCAACAAAAAUAAAAUGAUGCCUUAUCUGCUCCUCUUCCUUCUUAGGAUUGACGCUAUUCAGUUAUGAAAACAUGUUGUCUUGAACACUUUGAUAAAAUAAUAAUACCCUGUUAACCUUUGAAGUGUAAGGUUGUGUUUCUUCUCAAAUAAACAUGUUCACCAAACUUUUAAAAAUUACAACUUUAGGUCAUAUUCAAGGCGUAAUGGAAUAUUAAUGAUCCUUUAUGACUGAUCAGACUGCACCAAAACAUUGAUUCAUUUGAAGCAAGAAGUGCAAUAUUUUAGAGUGACUUAUGUGUAAUAAUAUACUUCGAGAACAUGAAUUUAGGAGUGGUGAGUAGGAGUGUUGCACCUAUUUCCUUGGUAUCUGAUACUAGUAACUAUAUUCUUCACAGCCCGUAACUGAAGCAUCAUAUGUGAACAUCCCAGUUAUUGGAUUCUGCAACACAGACUCUCCACUCUGCCAUGUGGAUGUAGCAAUCCCAUGCAACAACAAGGGUGCUCAUUCUGUCGGUCUCAUGUGGUGGUUACUGGCAAGAGAGGUCUUGCGAAUGCGUGGUAGCAUCAGCCGUCAGCAUCCUUGGGAUAUCAUGCCAGAUCUGUACUUCUACAGGGAUCCAGAAGAUGUAAUGAUAAAAAAAAAAAUAUUUGUUUAUAAGCAACAUAGGCAAUGAUUUGACAGUGUAUGAACCAGUUCGUGAGUCGGUUAGUGGCUCUUGUGGAUUCUCUCAUGAAUGGCAUGUCCCUUCAAAAGAACAGUGGAAAAGGCAACAGAAACAAGCCCCCUUGUCCCCAAAACACCUGCAACUGCUAAAUUUCGUGAUCAGAAAGUACAGUUCAUGGGAGCUGCAUGUCUUUUCUGUUCACUUGAAACCAAUCACUAUUUCAGUUCAAUGUAGGAAGUCAGUUUAACAAAACUUUGAGGCCAGAGUUAGCUAAAUUUGAACUGAAUUAAGCAACAGCACACUCAGGGCAGGAACAACAAACUACAGUGAAACCCCACCUUAUGGCCACCUCAUUAAUAUGUUCACCUCUUGCUUACAGCCACUUUUUUUGGCUGCUUGGUAAAACGGUCAUACAUUUUCUUGUUAAAAAUCUCGUUAGUACAGGCACCUGUUAAUACAGCCAAAGUUUUUUGGCCCUUUGGUGACCAUAUUAACAGGGUUCCACUGUAAUUUAAUAACCAACUGUUACUGGCAUUUCGGAAGAAGGUACAAGGAUAAUUAGGUUUACCUAAACUAGGAAAUAAAUUUAUUGUAUUCUGAAGUGUGGCAUAAAAUCAGUUCAUUCUUUUCGUCAUCAGGUUGAGAAAGACGUUAUGGAACGGGAACAAGAAGAACAGGUGCAGCCAGCCACCACCUAUGCUAGUGAUUGGGCUGGUACAGUUGAUCAGGGUGCUGGAGAGGUUAGUAGUGGUGCAGUCACUUUCUUAACCCCUUCAAGUCCCAAGAGUGAUCAACAUCAAUAUUUUCUCUUCACAAUAUCAAUACAUUAUAAAAAGAAAAGGUUAUGAGAUUUAAUAGCAUCAUCGCCUCAGGGAAAAUGCUCUGAUCUUUUAUCAAACUCUCUCAACUAAUUCGUUAAGGAAAUGUAUGGAGAUCAGUCUGGAGAAUUUGUAUGUGGAUAUUGGGGCUUAAAGGGUUUAUUAUUAUCGGGGACACUCUGGAUCAAUUCCAUAGUCGCAGGGUUCAAAAAACUCCUUUGAGGACAUCUACCUUAAAGGGGGAACAUGCAUUUACAUUCAUACCCAAAUAGACUGCAAAGGGUCUGCAAGUCUGUAAUAAGGAGCCAUAGUAAUUUGACUGAAAUUAGUUCAGUCAAAUGCCUGUAAUUCUUGCUGAGGAUGCAGGUGCUGUCUUUAGUAGCAAAGCCUUAUCCAGACAUGAGAGAACAAAGCAGAAAAAAAGGGAAUGCUAUGCUCCCUACUUUGAGCCACUCCCAUCUAUAUGAAUACUCAGAAUAAGUUAUUAUUAGCUGUGAGAUCUUUGCAGGUGAGAGCUGACCUGGUAGUGGUCAAUAAAAGCUGGCAAACUUAAAUAAAAGGCAUCCAAAGCUUAGAUUUGUACUUGUUUGCAUUUUUCUUGAAUUCUAUUUCUUUUGUUUCCAGUGGGGUGCUGAGCAGAUGGGAGUUCCAGCAGUCCCAUCUGGUGUGGUUGGUGGUGAGGAUUGGGGUGCCUCCACCAAGGAAUGGGGCAGUGAAGGUCCUGCUGCUCCAUCAAAGGACUGGGCAGAUGUCCCAGUCCCAAGCAAGGACUGGGGUGACCCUGCACCCAAAGAGUGGGGAGCUGAAGAGGUGCAACCAAGCAGUGACUGGGGUACAUCUGUGGCAGAUGCAACCAGUGGAGGAGCUGAAUGGGCAUGAUUUGUUGACUAAAAGCUUACUGACUGUAACACUUUGAAAGAACGAAAAUAAACUCGUUCCCAUGUCUCAAUACUGGCAUCUGUUACUAAUUUGAAUUUAAUGCAUCUUCUUUCCCUUAAUGUAUGUUUUUAUGGAAACCGAUCUUUUCGAUACAAACUCAAGCAUUAAAACUGUACAAUGAAUUUCGUUCAAUUCAAUGCAGUUUGUGCAUGAACAAGAGAAGCACUUAGGGUUGAUAUUCCUCUUUCUUUAAAGUAAUUUUACUUGACCUGUAAAAUGGGGUAAAAACUAGGGCUAAUAGCCACAAGUAAGCAAGAGAAGACAAUAGAAUUAGUGCAUGAUAGCACGUAGUAUCACGCUUAUGGGUUAAGUAAAAUCACUUUAAGCCAAGGACUUGAACCUAUUUUAUGCCUUGACUGAAUCAACU